AUGGCGGAUGCAGCGAGGGCCAGAGAGACCGGCGACAUGCCUGGAGAGCUGGAAACUUUGGCCAAAUUGGGGGCCAGUGGCCUGUAUCCGAACAAGUGUUGGGCCGACUUGACAAGGCAGCUGGCCCCGAGCAUCAAGGUGCCACCUGCGGUUCUUCAUAAGGUACCGACCAAGGCGGGUCUGGAUACACUUCCGGUGCUCAUGCCACACGAGCUGUUGGCAUCCAUUUAUGACACUUUCCCAGCUGUUUGGGUUAAGGUUGUGAAGCCGUCGGAUAGCCGAGCCGAGCAGUUUUGGCGCUCAGUGAAGGGCCAUCCUGCACUGGAGUCAAGCCCACUCCUCGCUCGGCCGAAUUAUCAGCGGCUUUGCAUACCCCUGGGUGUUCACGGCGAUGCUGUUCCAAUCACUGGGUUGGGGAAAGCUUGGUGCCAGCAGUUGACCGACCUGAGUUUCAUGAGCCUUUUGGGUCUUGGCUCUGUGAAAGAGCUACUGUUUUACAUGGGUGGAUUUUGGGAAAAGCUGAGAGUCAUGUCGAAUGACAUGAAUGGCACCGCUCACAAGUUCUUGGCAGUGCUGGCUUGGUCAUUUCAAAUCCUCUGGGAAGGUCGGCCCUUGCAGCUGGCAAGACUUCCGAACUUCUGCGGCUUGGCGAGCCACGUCUUGGAAAGCCUCCGAAUGGCGAUUGUGGUCUGGCAAAUCAUCCUGCCCUUUGCUGCAACUUCCUGGAACGAGCUGUUGGAAAACAUGCAGUCCUUUUGGAAGCUUUUGCAGCAACAGUACUCAGAUUUGGCUGUUCCAUGCAAGGGGGCUGAAAUACGACAUCUCAGUCGUCCGAUUUUCAACAUCUGGGCGGCCAAGAUGAACCCAGCAUUGGAGAUACAUCGUAAGAUCCACCUCCUCCUUAAACUGAAUGCCAAUGCAGAGCAGCUUUUGACUGAUCACCGUGAGCUUUUUGCACUGCCCUCGAGAGAUGCUUCGGUAUUCGAGACCUCUAUCGAUGGAGUUCUCAUGCUGCAGCACCAGCUGCAAGGGCACUUUCAAGAUGAGCCUCAAAAGCUCUUCAACGUCACCGAGAAGUCGCAUUUUGCUCAGCACUGCGGCAUUCUGGCUCGGCAUGUUUCGCCACGACUUUUAUGGUGCUUCAGUGGAGAGGACCAGCAGAGACGAGUACAGGAGCUCACACAGGCAUCGGUCAAGGGGAAUGGCCCCGGUUCUGCUCUUAUCAAGGUUGCAACAAGAUACAGAAUGGCUUUACAUGUGCAAUUUCACAAGAUCGAGGCCAAGAGGGCCUGA
Symbiodinium sp. CCMP2592 is the source of this 1293-nucleotide messenger RNA. The record is from the annotation of a GenBank genome assembly. Lineage: Eukaryota; Dinophyceae; Suessiales; Symbiodiniaceae.